AUGUUUAUCAAUCAAUGUUGUUUGGUUAUCCUGUCUUUGAGUUUAUUGACUAUCUUAUUUUCAAAGUGGAGUUGGUGUUAGUUUAAGAACUCGGGUGCAAGAAUAUUAUCAUUAUAUGAAAAUAAAAGUAUUUGGAUUUGGAAAAUACAAAUUCUGGGAUAUCCUUCUCCCACUUUCUCAUUCUUAAUUGGGGUUGAAUUAACAUUCAGAAUUUUGAAUUAAUUUGAUGCUUGA
Paramecium octaurelia is the source of this 234-nucleotide messenger RNA. The record is from the annotation of a GenBank genome assembly. Lineage: Eukaryota; Ciliophora; Oligohymenophorea; Peniculida; Parameciidae.